ACUUGAGAGCAAACAAAACUUUUCAGUUUCAUACUUCACCAUUUCUUCAUAUUUUCCCUCACUCUUCUAUGUUGAAUCUCCAUAAAAAAAAACUUGACAGUGAUUAUAAAGAAACCAACUUAGUUCUGUCUCAGUUUCACUGCUGUUAGGAUCAUUCUGUAAUAUGAACAUCAAUACCAUUUCAUGCAACAAUUUUCUAUGCACCAGCUUCAUUAUUUUCCUCACACUUUCUUCCCUUGCAAAACACAUAAAUGGUAAUGCAGAAGUUAAAGCACUAAUGGAGUUAAAAUCGUCGCUUGACCCUGAUAACAAGUACCUGCAAUCUUGGACAGAUGAAGGUGACCCAUGUAGCAACGACUCAUUUGAAGGAGUGGCUUGUAAUUUGCACCUUAAAGUUGCUAACAUUUCGUUGCAGGGGAAAGGUCUUACUGGAAGCAUUUCACCGGCUGUGGCCGGACUGAAGUGCUUGUCUGGUCUCUACUUGCACUACAACUCCUUGUCUGGAGUAAUACCUAUUGAAAUUUCUAAUCUCACUGAGUUGAUUGAUCUUUAUCUCAAUGUCAAUAAUCUCUCUGGGACUAUACCUCCUCAUAUUGGCAACAUGGCUAGCCUCCAAGUUUUGGAGCUAUGUUGUAAUCAUUUGAGUGGAGGCAUACCAGAGGAAGUAGGGUAUUUGCAGAAGCUAAAUGUUCUUACAUUGCAAUACAAUAGAUUGACCGGACAGAUCCCUUCCAGCAUAGGAAACAUGGGAAUGCUAAAAAGGCUUGAUUUGAGCUUUAAUCAUCUAUCUGGUAAAAUCCCUGGUCAAUUAGCCAAUGCUCCCCUGAUAGAAGUUUUAGAAGUUCAAAACAAUAAACUUUCUGGACUCGUCCCUCUUGGUUUGAAGAAAAUCAAGGGAGGAUUUCAUUUUGGGAAUAAUUCUGGUUUGUGUGGUGCUGGUUAUCCUUCAUUGAGACCUUGCAAUUCUUGGGAUGAUCAGAAUAUCAACCAGAUUGAACCCUUUUCACCUACAAAAAAUAGUACUAAUGCUGAACAUGCCCCCUUAAAUGCCAAGAUUCAUGCAGAUUGCAAUCAGACCAGUUGUCCACGAUCAUCAAAGCUUCGUCAAAUUGCAAUUUUUGGUGGAAUCAUUACAAUUAUCAUUACUGUAGUGGCUGUUGGCUUAUUGAUUUUUCGACAUCGUAGAAACAAACAGAAGGUUAUAAUCACUUCUCACAGCAUUUCUGAUGAUAGGCUUAGUGCUACUGAUGCUAAAGAUUUCUACUCAAGAACUGCAUCUCCGCUUGUAACACUAGAGUACAGUAACAAGUGGGAUCCAAUGGUUUGUUAUCAGAUUGGUAGCGAUGACUCUGAUAACUUUCUGCAGAGAUUUAAGUUCAAUUUAGAAGAGAUUGAGUCAGCUACACAGUAUUUUUCCGAGGUGAAUUUGUUGGGGAAGAGCAAAUUCUCUUCUGUUUAUAAAGGCAUUCUGAAGGAUGGGUCAUUUGUAGCUGUUAAAAGCAUUAAUAUAAUCAGCUGUAAGUCUGAGGAAGUUGAAUUUAUGGACGGGCUGCGUUUGCUGACGUCUCUGAGACAUGAAAAUCUUGCUAGGCUGAGAGGCUUUUGUUGCUCAAUGGGAAGGGGAGAAUGUUAUCUAAUUUAUGAUUUUGCAUCCAAUGGGAACCUGGCUCAACAUCUAGACAUUGCAGAUGGAAGAAGCAACUACAUUCUUGACUGGAAAAUGCGGAUUUCAAUCAUCACUGGCAUUGCCAAAGGUAUCGGAUAUUUACACACUAGUGAAACGAAUAGACCUGCUAUCGUUCACCAAAACAUCUCUGUUGAGAAAGUACUCCUUGACCAGGACUUUAAUCCAGUAAUCAUGGAUUCGGGUCUAGUAAAGCUUCUUGCUGAUGACAUUGUCUUCUCAGCUCUCAAGGUCAGUGCUGCAUUGGGAUACAUGGCACCCGAGUACAUUACUACUGGUCGUUUUACAGAGAAGAGCGACGUUUAUGCAUUUGGAGUGAUCAUGCUCCAGGUCCUCUCUGGCAGAACAAUUCUUAGUGCAUCAGUGCGCCAGGAAGUUGAAACAGGCAAACAUGAAGAAUUCAUUGAUCAGAAUCUGAACGGCAAUUUAUCUAAAUUGGAAGCUGCUAAAUUGUCAAAUAUAGCAUCAGCUUGCAUACAUGAAAAUCCAGAAUGCAGACCUACAAUGAAGGCAGUGAUUGGAGAUCUAAGCAACCAUAGAUUCUAAGUUCAUGAAGUGCAGUGUCUGCAAAAGCUGCAUAUUAUAAGCAGAGACUAAAUUGUUUCUCCGCGAGUGUACAGGCAUGAGGAAACCAGAAAGGAAAUUUGUGGCAAAUCAUCUACUUUCAUAGCAUCUAUACUAUAACUUUUAGAAAAAGAAUAUCCCUGUAAAAGAUCAACGCUAGUUACUAAUCUGAUUAUCUAUGCUGUAAAUUUAUCUGUGU
Messenger RNA from Daucus carota subsp. sativus, 2447 nucleotides. RefSeq names its product MDIS1-interacting receptor like kinase 2. The record is from RefSeq and is a predicted model, not a curated record. NCBI's taxonomy places the organism in Eukaryota, Viridiplantae, Streptophyta, Magnoliopsida, Apiales, Apiaceae. The transcript is spliced from 4 exons. Gene Ontology annotation, molecular function: ATP binding; protein binding; protein kinase activity. Bases 164 to 2230 code for a protein of 688 amino acids. Gene Ontology annotation, biological process: protein phosphorylation.